Dendrobium catenatum is the source of this 561-nucleotide messenger RNA. RefSeq names its product pyridoxal phosphate homeostasis protein-like. Gene Ontology annotation, molecular function: pyridoxal phosphate binding. Gene Ontology annotation, cellular component: intracellular anatomical structure. The record is from RefSeq and is a predicted model, not a curated record. The coding region runs from base 136 to 561 and encodes 141 amino acids. NCBI's taxonomy places the organism in Eukaryota, Viridiplantae, Streptophyta, Magnoliopsida, Asparagales, Orchidaceae. The transcript has 3 exons.
ACUAAGCUCGGCAUUUUUUGCAUUGUGGUUGCAUUAGCCAUUAGGUAUUGCUUUGUUGUGAUCCUCGUCUUUGAGGCAGCUGAAGAGGUACGUAGGAAACAAAAGGGCCACAAGCUCUAAGAAGAUCAAUCCGACAUGGCUUGUCCAGCCAUGGAAAGUGCAGCUGCAACGGCACUCCGCUCGGUGCUUUCAAGGGUGCACGUGGCAGCGGAGAGAUCCGGUCGAUCAUCAGAGCAGGUGAGGAUCGUGGCUGUGAGCAAGACGAAGUCCGUCUCCGUCAUCCAGCAGGCCUACGAAGCUGGCCAUCGUGUCUUCGGGGAGAAUUAUGUCCAGGAGCUUGUCGACAAGUGUCCCCAGCUUCCUGCUGAUAUCAAGUGGCAUUUCAUUGGAAACCUGCAAAGCAACAAAGUCAAAGCCCUUCUUAGUGGUGUUCCAAAUCUUGACAUGGUUGAGACUGUUGAUGAUGAGAAGGUGAAUAUUUAUGCCGAUUGGAGUGUUUAUGCACAUGAAAUAAUUUCGUUCCAAAAUUACCUAUUAAGUAGAAGUUUAUUUGGUACUUAA